Messenger RNA from Xiphias gladius (swordfish), 2756 nucleotides. RefSeq names its product chromosome 21 C1orf159 homolog (gene c21h1orf159). NCBI's taxonomy places the organism in Eukaryota, Metazoa, Chordata, Actinopteri, Istiophoriformes, Xiphiidae. The transcript has 9 exons. Bases 59 to 658 code for a protein of 199 amino acids. The record is from RefSeq and is a predicted model, not a curated record.
GAAUGUGCAGGUGCUCAGUCUGUGGAGGUCAACCCCGACACCCGCUCAUGGUUCGAACAUGGCUCUGUCAUUCCUUCUGGUCUUGGCUGCCACUGUGAUUCUUAUCAGACCUGAGACCCGUGUAACUAAGGCCUUACAUCAGAACUCACUGGAGUGCUGUGGCGAGAAACAGAGAGUGAACAAUUCAUGUUCAAAUGACACUCACUGUGAACCAGGCUGCUUCUUGCGUGUCCUUGAGAACAGCAACACUGUUUGCAUAUUCUGUGACUCAGCAGCUGUGGAUGUGGAGAAUGUAACAGUCUGCACCUACAACUACACAGCGGAGCGGAAGAAUCAUACAACUGUAACUACUGUCAUUCCUAAAAUUGGAGGGCCAGGCGUGGCAGCCUCCCUUCUUCUGGGAACACUGUUGAUCAGCUUGUUCCUGAUCCUGUCUGUUGCCUCCUUUUUUUACCUCAAACGCUCCAACCGACUCCCAGGCAUCUUCUACCGCCGCAACAAGGCUUUCAUUUUCCAACCAAGUGAGACAGCUGUCAUGAUCCCCUCCUCAUCAGUGAGGAAGCCAAGAUAUGUCAGAAGGGAGCGGCCCUCUGCAACAUCAACAGUGAAUAGUGCCACCAUACCCACCACAUCCACUACUCAAGUGUAUAAUGUGUAGGACGAGGGUUGGAAGUGCUGGUGCAGGUAGGAGAGGAAGCUCAGGAAUGAUGCUACAUUUUAUUUAUCAAGCGUGAAGAAAACCAGUUGAGUCGUACAGAGGUGGCCAAAUUUAACUAACUGCUGGCGGUGCAUCUUUUUGACACAGUCUUUGACUUUGAAUUAUUUUUUUUUUCUUGUUUUUGUUUUGUUUUUUUAAAAUAAGCAGACACACAGUAACUAGAAGAUCCCAGUAAAGAUAGGUUCAGUAUUUCUCUGCAAAUUUGAAACGUUGCAGGUGGGUUUGUAUUUUCCAUCCACUCGUGCAGCACUGCUGUGAUGAAUAGAUUCAUCACUCAGAAUCACUCCUUGGUUUUUAAGUCUAAACACUGUCAUUAAACAGUUUUUAUCCGCUGUGUGACUGUGUGUUGGGUUUCACAGAUAUGUGGACCUGUCUGUUAAGGGAAUAGCUCCACAUUUAUGGAGAAAUAUGCAUGUUUGCUCUCUAGCUGCAAGUUAAAUGAGUAGAUUGACAUCACUCUCGUGCCUGUAUGGAAAAUCUGAAGCUACAGCUAGUAGCUGCUUGGCUUAGCAUGAAGACUGGAAACGGGGGGAAACAGCUAGCCUGGCUCUGUCCAAAGGUAUGGAUCAAACAAACGAUAUGUAAAGUGUUCAUUCGGAGGUGCUGGAGGUGGAUUGUGAUAUCCUUGGUCAGAGCCAGGCUAGCUGUUCUCUCCUAUUUCCAGUCUUUAUGCUAAGCUAAACUAGCAUCCCUGGCUGCAGGUCCAUUUUUAACAGACAGAAGACUGGUAUCAGUCCUCUCAACUUGGCUAUUCUUUUAAGUGAUGGGUUUCAUAAACACAAGGAUCUGUCUUUUUAGACCGGUUAUAGGAAUAGAAUCAGCGACCAAGUUGAGCAACAGUGACACUGAUCUUUGGGACAGAGCGACUGCCCAGGGAUGUUUGAUGGAAGCUUGUUUAUGAGUUUGCGAAUUAGGAUUUUUUUUUUUUUUUUUUUAACUUGUGUGAUAUUUAUUUGCAUAUUGUAACAGUGCACUGAAUUUUACUGAUUAGAAUCAGGCCAACAGAAUAAAUUAUGUGUUUAACAGCAUUAGAAUUCUUCCAGUUGUAGGGAGAGUUAUUGUAGGGGCUGUUUGAUGAUUGUUUGAUGGACUUUGUAUUUUUAUUAUUGUUUGUAUUUAUUAUUUUUGUGGGCACAACCAAGGUGAAUGUAUUUCACAUGUACAACAAAUCGUGCAUUGGCGUUACAUGCAUCAUUUAUUACAUUCCACAGCAAACCCACUCACAUCCUGAUAGAGGUCAUUUUCAACAACAAAAUCAUGUUUUGGUUUUUUUUGUUUGUUUGUUUGUUUUUCAUAGGAUGUUCUGUGAUCCUACGAAAACAAUUAAAAUACCAAUUUUGUUCCAUGAAGUAAAGUUUAAUUCCAAUAGAUUUUUCUCUCAAAACAUACAAGUUUUAAAACUUUCUGCACUUUAUUUGUGUGAGGUCAAAAUGUUUAAAUAACUUGCUGCCAUCAAGUGUGAUUGAGAUUGUUUUGUUGUAUAACUGGCAACAUUAUUGUUGCAUUGUGAACAUUACUUGACUACUAUUACCUUUGCCAAAUGUUGUCUGAAGAAAAUGGCUCAUACUGUAUGCCAUUACUGUGAUUACUGUGCCAUUAUGAGCUUUAAAUGCAGCCAGGAAACAUUAAGUCAUGACGUGAUGAAUAAUUGGGUAUUUGAAUAAUAUCCAGUGGCCUUUACUGUACAUAGUUCGAAACCAAGGCUCGUUAUCCAAGUUUUAUUUGCCACGUGGUAUUUUAUUUCAUCUAUUUUUAUAUCUUGACAAAACCAAGGCUGUAAAAACUAAUUUCCACCCUCAGUAUAUGUGGAGCAAUCUGAAGUGAACCAGAUAAAAGGCAGCAAUCAUUCCAUGAAUAUUUCCCUUUUUUCUUCAUGUUUGCUGUUGUACAGACAGCCAUAAGCUGAAUACAUGUACAUAUUGUUUUAUACAAAUGAAGUAUUGUUUUUUGUAAUGAUGUACAUAUUCUAGUUUCAGUGCCAUGAAGAAUGUUUUGAAGAUAUCGAUUGUUUGCAGAAAUAAAGCACCUUUCAAUAAUC